This is a messenger RNA of Drosophila serrata, 1655 nucleotides long. RefSeq names its product rhomboid-related protein 2-like. Gene Ontology annotation, molecular function: serine-type endopeptidase activity; calcium ion binding. NCBI's taxonomy places the organism in Eukaryota, Metazoa, Arthropoda, Insecta, Diptera, Drosophilidae. The record is from RefSeq and is a predicted model, not a curated record. Gene Ontology annotation, cellular component: membrane.
GCCAACAGUUGUUUUCAAAGCUUUCGUGGGUGGUGUCGUUUUCCUGGUGCUUUGCCCAUUCAGCUAAUUCCCCUAUUUUAUUUAUUUUUUUUAUGGCCGGCAGUUUGUAAUCUUAUCGGAAAUCAAACAUUAGCGGCCGAUGAGUCGGAUCGCAAAUUGUAAUUGAGUUUUGAGUAAUGUUAUAUUUUCGAUAUUAUAUUGUUUUCAUUGGUCAAAGGGUCUGCAACGCGUGAAUCGGAGAUAUUUUUUGAAAAGUGUUAUUGAUUUAUGUGUAAAAAAUAUUGAAAAAUUUGUCACUGCAAAUUGCAAUACUUAUAAAUUUUAAAUUAAUCAAAACACUAACUGGCCUGGAAGCCUAAACCUAUCCCACUAAAUUUUUCCCUGCCUGAUCCCGUCGAGAAUCUAGAGCCAUAAAUGUCUCUAAAACAGCGGCAGAGGGAUGUGGAGGGUGAUGUACCACCGGACAGCAUUUCCAUGGAGGAGAUGCCCCUCAAUCGGACAAAUGGAGGUGGCAUCAACGGCAUAGGAGAGCAGGCGGAGGACCGACGCCGAAUGCGCCUGAUCUUCGACAAAUACGACUCCGAUGGCGAUGGCCUGAUCAGUACGCCGGAGCUAAAAGCACUAAUUGCAAGCGCCAACUGCCGGGAUAUGCCUCCUCACAUGGCCGAGCAGAUCAUGAGGCGCAGUGACGAGGAUCAUGAUGGCAGCCUGGAUUUUGAGGAGUUCUAUGCAAUGUCCCUGCGCAAUCGGUGGAUUAUGCGACGGGUGGUGGCUCGCUAUUGCCGCUAUGUGGUGGCACCACCAAAACCCAAGACUCCGGAUGAAGUGGAUGGGGAAUACGAGAGACAGAUGUCACUCUGUCCGCCACCGCUUACCAUGAUCAUCUUCUCAAUUGUCGAAAUCAUUGCCUUCCUGGUGGACGUGAUACACUUUCAAGAUGACCCCGAGUAUGAAGGUAAUAUUGGUGAAAGUAUUAAUGGACCGGCAGCUACGUUGUGCAUCUACAAUCCGUACAAGCGUUACGAGGCCUGGCGUUUCGCCAGCUAUAUGUUUGUCCAUGUGGGACUACGCCAUCUGGUGAUGAAUCUGAUUAUUCAAAUCUUUCUGGGCGUUGCCCUGGAGCUGGUGCAUUCGUGGUGGCGUGUGUCUUUGGUCUAUCUGGCCGGUGUCCUUGCCGGGUCUAUGGGCACCUCCCUGAGCAGUCCGCGCACCUUUCUGGCAGGUGCCUCGGGAGGAGUGUAUGCGUUGAUUACCGCUCAUGUAGCCACCAUAAUAAUGAACUACUCGGAAAUGGAGUAUGCCAUAGUUCAGCUGUUUAUCUUCCUUGUUGUGAUCUUUGCGGAUCUGGGCGGUUCGAUAUAUCAUCAUCUGACGGAUGAGUAUGAUCGGAUUGGGUAUGUGGCUCAUCUGUCUGGAGCCGUGGCCGGUUUACUGGUUGGGAUUGGAGUGUUGCGGAACCUGGAGAAACGACCCUGGGAGCGCAUCCUCUGGUGGAUAGCUGUCAUUGUUUAUUUUGCACUAAUGUUUACUGGAAUCCUGGUUCAUAUCUUCCUGCCCGAUUACUUCCCUAAGCCGGCAUAUAAUUAAGAUUGAAUUGAAGUUGCCAAAGGUUUUAAUUAUUAUUUGAAUCCUUUUGUGGAUAGGACAUGAAAAGC